AUGAGAGACCAUUACAGUAAAAUUGGUUCUUACCUGGAAGUUCUAAAGAAAGCAAAACCAUCAUUAACCAUUAGGUUAGAAACUGCUCCACCAUUCAUUAACCUAGAUCCAGAGGCCACAUGUGAAACAUUCUUUAGAGUGUUUAUUUGUUUUGAUGGAGUCAAAAAAGGUUUUUUAGCAGGAUGCAGGAAGGUAUUGUGCUUAGAUGGGUGUUUUCUUAAAACAUUCCUUGGAGGGAUGUUGUUAACAGCUGUGGGAAGGGAUGGUAAUGACCAAAUGUUUCCUUUGGCAUUGGCAGCAGUUGAAGGGGAAAAGAAUGAGAGUUGGGAAUGGUUUAUGGAUGAGCUUAGGCAGUUCUUGGGAGUAAAUGAUGAUGGUGAAUCAUGGACAUUUAUACCUGACCAGCAAAAGGGUCUAUUGAAUGCUGUUGCAAUGGUAUGGCCAAAGGCAGAGCAUAGAAACUGUGAAAGACACAUCUAUGCUAACUGGCACAAGACAUACAAAGAUGAAGAGUUGAAGGAGCUAUUUUGGAAAUCAACUAGGGCCUAUUGUGAAGCUGAUUACUUGCAAGCCAUUGAAGAGAUGAGGGGCAUAAACCCUGAUGCAGUAGAGGCCUUACUGAAGCAAAAUCCCAAUUGGUUCAACAGGUGCUAUUUGAACACUCACACAAAAUGUGAUGUUAUAGUAAACAACAUGGCUGAAACUUUUAAUGGCUUUAUCAUCAAUGCAAGGUCACAACACAUUAUACACAUGUUAGAGGACAUAAGGAUUCAGGCUGCAUAUAGAUGUGAGGUGUAUCCCUCAUCAUACCAUGUGUUUCAAGUCAGGGAUUUUGAUGAUGUUUCAGUUGAUCUAGAUAAUAGAACAUACACAUGUAGGAAAUGGGAUUUGAGGGGGUAUCCAUGUAAACAUGUUUGUGCUGUAGCUGGGUUUUUGCAUAAAAAUGCAGAAGAGUAUGUUGAUGUGUGUUACCACAAAGACACAUACAUGAAGGAUUAUGAAUUCUCAAUCCCUCCAAUACCUAGUGAAAGGUAUUGGCCCAAGAUUCACCACCCUAUGGAUCCACCACCAAUAAGAUCUCAACCUGGGAGGCCUAAGAAGAAUAGAAAGAGGGAUCCUCAAGAGGAUCCAAAGAGACCAGGGAAACCUACCAAGCAUGGGGUGAUAAUGACUUGUGGUAAUUGUGGGGGUAGAGGUCACAACAAGAGAAAAUGUAUUGAACGGGGAAAUCAACAAUCUACUGCAGGGUCUGCUAAAAAGAGACAGAAGGGAACAAAAAAGUCAAGCCAGAAGUCAACUCAGCAAUCUGCUCCAGUACCUUCACAAGGAACAACUCAGCAAUCUACUCCAGUACCUUCACAAGGAACAACUCAGCAAUCUACCCAGGAGGGAAGCAAAAUUUCCAGCCAGAAGUCAGCUAAAAAGUCAACUGUGAAGUCAACUGGCAAAUGGAAAGGGAACAUACAAGGCAGUAGUUAA
Molecule: messenger RNA, 1479 nt
Organism: Helianthus annuus (common sunflower)
Lineage: Eukaryota; Viridiplantae; Streptophyta; Magnoliopsida; Asterales; Asteraceae
Exons: 4
Coding region: 1-1479 (492 amino acids)
Biological process (GO): DNA transposition
Molecular function (GO): DNA binding; zinc ion binding; transposase activity
Source: RefSeq, a predicted model, not a curated record